ACAUCUGACCGAGUUGGAUAGAAAAGGAAGGAGGGAGGGAGGGAGAAGGAAAGAAGGGGCCUGUCCUGCUGGGCGAAGGGCUCACGCUGAGGAAUUGCAGCCACAGGGAUCCAUCCAGAAGGAAGGAAGGAAGCUUUGCACCUUUUUGCCAAAUGCGGAAAACAACAUGAGGACCAUGUUUCUGGCGGAGUCACUCCGUCGUUCCAGAGGAAGGCCAAGGCGCACUGUUGAACUAGUUCAGAGACCGCUGACUUUCAAAGACGUGGCUGUCUACUUCACGGAAGGACAGGGAUCUCUGCUGGACCCGGAUCAAAAGGCUUUGUAUAAAGAAGUCAUGAUGGAGAAUUAUGAAAAUGUGGCCUCGUUGGGGCUUCUACUUUCCAAGCCUACCCUCAUCUUUCAUCUGGAACAAGGAGAAGAGCCGUGGUUGCCAGAUACCCGACCCUUCCGCAACAGUUACUCAGCAGGUGGUUACAGGAAGAAACAUGCAUGUCGUAAGUGCGGUAAAUCUUUUGCUCAGAAGUCUGAUCUUGCCACACAUCGAAUAAUUCACAUCGGCGAGAAACCUUUCAGGUGCUUGGAGUGUGCAAAGCAUUUUGUUCACCAUUCUGAGCUCAUGAAGCACCAGCGAGUCCACACUGGAGAGAGGCCUUUCUGGUGCCUCGAGUGUGGGAAAUGUUUUUCCCGGCAGUCCGUCCUCGUGAAUCACCACCGAAUCCACACGGGAGAAAAACCUUACAAAUGCUUGGAAUGUGUGAAAUGUUUCACCCAGAGAUCCCAGCUUGUCCGACACCUAAGAGUCCACACUGGGGAAAAACCUUACGAAUGCUUGGAGUGUGGCAAAUGUUUCGCCCGUCACUCGGUGCUGAUAAAUCACCAAAGAGUCCACACGGGAGAAAAACCAUACAAAUGCCUGGAGUGUGCCAAAUGCUUUGCUCGCCAGUCCGUCCUGGUGAAUCAUCAGAGAGUCCACACCGGGGAAAAACCCUAUAGAUGCCAAGAGUGUGGGAAACGUUUUGCUCACCAAUCCAACCUCGUGAAUCACCAGCGGGUCCACACAGGGGAGAAACCCUACAAAUGUCUGAAGUGUGGCAAGUGUUUUGCGCAGCAGUCAGAUCUCGUGAAGCACCGGCGCAUCCACACGGGAGAGAGACCCUAUAAAUGCCUGGUGUGUGGGAAAUGCUUUGCAAUACAUUCAGAUGUGGUGAAUCACCAGCGAGUCCACACGGGAGAGAAACCUCAUAAAUGCCUGGAGUGCGGGAAGUGUUUUUCCCAGCGUUCGGCUCUCGUGAGCCACCAACGAAUCCACACCGGAGAAAAACCCUACAAGUGUGUGGAAUGUGAGAAAUGUUUUGCUCAGCUUUCAAACCUGGUGAAACACCAGAGAGUCCACACAGGGGAGAAACCCUAUGAAUGCUUGGAGUGUGGGAAGCAUUUUGCUCGACACUCCCACCUCCAGUCUGAACUUGUCAUGCAUCGGAUAAUUCACCCGGGUGAGAAACCUUUCAAGUGCUUGGAGUGCGCAAAGGAUUUCAAUCACCAUUCUGAGCUUGUGAAACACCAGCGAAUCCACACUGGGGAGAGGCCUUUCCAGUGCCUGGAGUGUGGGAAAUGUUUCUCUCGACAGUCUGUCCUCAUGAAUCACCACCGAAUCCACACGGGAGAAAAACCUUAUAAGUGUUUGGAAUGUGCUAAAUGUUUUACGGAGAGAUCCCAGCUCGUCCGACACCUAAAAGUCCACACUGGGGAGAAGCCCUACGAAUGCUUGGAGUGUGGCAAAUGUUUUGCCCGUCACGAGGUGUUUGUAAAUCAUCAAAGAGUCCACACGGGAGAAAAACCAUACAAAUGCAUGGAGUGCUCCAGAUGUUUUGCUCGUCAGUCUGUCCUGGUGAGCCAUCAAAGAGUCCACACCGGGGAAAAACCCUAUAAAUGCCAAGAGUGUGGGAAAUGUUUUGCUCACCAAUCCAACCUCGUGAAUCACCACCGUGUCCACACAGGGGAGAAACCGUACGAAUGUCUGAAGUGUGGGAAGUGUUUUGCGCAGCAGUCAGAUCUCGUGAAGCACCGGCGCAUCCACACGGUUGAGAAACCCUACAAAUGCCUGGUGUGUGGGAAAUGCUUUGCAGUCCAUUCAGAUGUGGUGAAUCACCAGCAAAUCCACACGGGGGAGAGACCCCAUAAAUGCUCGGAGUGCGGGAAGUGUUUUGCCCAACAUUCGGCCCUCGUGAGUCACCAGCGAGUCCACACAGCAGAGAAACCCCAUAAAUGCCAAGAGUGUGGGAAAUGUUUUGCCCAACGUUCGACCCUCGUCAGCCACCAGCGAAUCCACACCGGAGAAAAACCCUACAAGUGUGCAGUGUGUGGGAAAACCUUUGCUGAACUCUCGAACCUGGGGAAACACCAAAAAGUUCACACAGGGGAGAAACGCUAUGCAUGCUUGGAGUGUGGGAAGCGUUUUGCUCGACAUGCCCACCUCCAGGUUCACCACAGAGUUCACUUAAAAGCGAAAUCCCGUGAACGCCGCAAGGGAGAUCAACACUUUAUAGAAAAAGGAAACUUUAUUCAGUAUCAGAUAGUUGGCACUGGGGAAAUACAUGCCGAAUAAUUCAAAUUUGAUAGUAUAUCCUGUGGGAAGCAAAUGCUCUCUUGGCUUGAGCUCAUCUCCCCACUUUAGGUCUUCCACAGGGAGAAGACAACCUAUUUCAAAGAUAAUGACAGACUUUUUGUAUGAAGUGUAAGUCUGAGAACAGCAGAGACAGGGUAGGAAGUGUUAGUUAGGGCUUUAUGUUUUCCAUUUCUCAACUUUGCUUCAAAACACUGUAUACCCACUUUUCUAUCCUUCUGUUUUAUAUCAGAAAAGAAAUGCUCUUUUUUCUCUUUCCUUUCCUUUUUAUUAUUAGACAGCAAUGGAAGAAGACAAAGAUGUAACCUGUUUAAAAUAUUGCAAAUUCCAUAACCUAUUGGAAAAUAACUGCACCCAGUCUAUGGACACAUAUCCGUAUCCGUUUGGCAAAUGUGAAUGUCCAUGAAUACCGUGUUUCCCUGAAAAUAAGACAGUGUCUUAUAUUAAUUUUUGCUCCCAAAGAUGCUCUAGGUCUUAUUUUCAGGGGAUGUCUUAUUUUUCCAUGAAGAAGAAUUCACAUUUAUUGUUGAACCAAAAAAAAAGAACAUUUAUUAUAUACUGUACAGUAGUUGUCAUCACAAACCAACGUAAUCAGACAAACUCUGAAUCCUAUCAAGAAUUUCAUGUACAGCUGGUAUGUACAUUUACCAACCCUGCAUACUCUGGUGUUCUGUUUGUUGGGCAUGCUUCCAAACAAAAACUUUGCUAGGUCUUACUUUCAGGGGAGGCCUUAUAUUUAGCAAUUGAGCAAAACUUCUACUAAGUCUUAUUUUUCGGGGAUGUCUUAUUUUCAGGGAAACAGGGUAUGUGGGACCACCUUUUGAAAACCACUAGUCAAGAAAUGCAUGACCUUGUUAGAAGUCAAUUCUAACAGGACAGAGGAAUAUGUUUUCUAAACUUGCUUUGGUGUUCUAAAAGUUCGCAACAUUCAUUAUAUACUCUUGAGAGCAGACAUCCUAAAUGUUCGUGCUGCCAGAUGUUUUUUGGCCUCUAGGUCAGUAUGGACAGUGGCAAAGAAAGAUGAGAGUUGUAGUCUAGUUAAAGAUCUGGAGGUCUGCAGACUCUUGCUUUAGUUGUUUAGUGUCUGGUUGAGGAAUGGAGGAGCUUGUAUUUGGAGUAACCCAAAUUUGCAAAUUUUACCAACCAGCAAUCCCAGCCUCUGUGUUUACCGAAUGGAAUCAUUAGGAAGCAGCACUCAUUCCUGAAUAAAAUGCAAUUUCUGAAAGUAGGAGCUGAGGACUUAGGGCAGGAGUCCUCGAAUGUUUUAAGCCGAGGGCCAAUUCAGACGGUGGUGAUGGUGGUGGGGCGCAUGGACUAUAGUUUGGAAAAGACAUGAACGGAUUCCUAUGCACAUUGCACUGACCUUAUUUCUGUUGGAAUUCAACUCCACACUGCCCAAGUCUGCAGUCCUCAAUGAGGAGUAGUUAACUAGCUUAGAAUAGGCUGAGUGAAAUCUCUUUCCCCUGUUUCCUGAAUGCCAGUUGGAAUAUGUCUAUUUCUUCUCUCCUUUCUGUUUCUGCUCUCAUACUGAUUGGUUAUGUAGAAUGGAUACUUUGCAGGUGCAUGCCUUUUGUCAUUGACUUCCUACUUUUACAUCUCGGUGUGUGUUGUGUGUUUUGAGAUCUCUCUCUGCUUGUGCGUCAGGAGAGAUGCAGUGCUUGGUGAUUUUUUCCCCCUCUUAUUUGAACCCUAGAAGAGAUUAAGUGUUUAGAGUAGCUAGGACCUAGUUCUUUACUAUUAGGAAAUUUAGAUAUUGUUUUUGUAAAUAAACCUUUUAUGAUUUUUAAAGACAGAACUCUGAAUCUUUGCCUCCUAAGCUCUGAAUUCUUUACAGCCACAGGGCACUUCACGCCCUGCUUGCUGUGAGCUGAAUGCUCAACUAUAGAUGUUUGCGUAUUUUGGGUUCUCUGCUGUUUUGGGUUAGUUUCCCCUGAGACCCAGAAAAUCCUAACAAUUUGUGGUGCAAAACAACCUAUUUUUUCGUGGCAGGAGUGUCUUGAGAAACUGCAGGUCACUUCUGGUGUGAGAGAAUUGGCCGUCUGCAAGGACGUUGCCCAGGGGACGCCCGGAUGUUUGAUGUUUUACCAUCCUUGUUGGAGGCUUCUCUCGUGUCCCUGCAUGGGAAGCUGGAGCUGACAGAGGGAGCUCACCUGCUGUCCUUGGAUUUGAACCGCCAACCUGUUGGUCAGCAGUCCCGAUGGCACAAGGGUUUAAUCCAUUGUGCCACUGGGGAUUCCUGCAAAAUAACAUGAAAGAACAAUACAAUGUUUAAAAUGAAGAACAAUUGUAACCAACAUAAACUUACCAGUAUUUCAAUGGGAAGCGUGAGCCUGCUUUUGGCUGAUGGGGCAGUCAAGUUAAUUAGGAUUGUUGUUAAGUCGAUUCAGACUCCAAGUCUAAAGUUUUGGGUGGGUAAAUGACCUUAGUUUGGGGAUCCCUUCCUUAGGGGUUCACAUUGUUGACAUUACAGUGUAAAUCAGGGCGUUUGAUUCAAAUGGCAGUAAAAGGCACAUUGCUUGGCCUCUUCUUCUAAGUUGAGUAUCCCUUAUCCAACAUGAUUGGGACCAGAAAAGCUUUGGAUUUGUUUUUGUUUUUUUAAUGAUUUUGUAUAUAUUUUUAUUUACACUUUUAAUCAUAUUAUUUAUAGUUGAUUUCAUCUGGUGCAUAGUAUACACCUAAAAAGGCAUCACAUAGUAAUCCUCUUGAAUAUUGAUGUUAGCACUUAGGUAAACAUAUAUAAAGCAUAUAUUUACAAUUCUUGUAGCUGCACCUUAUCCUUUUAUACUUACUUACUUAGGCGAUCCCUUGUUGUCCAAAUAUGAUUGUCUUCCAAGCAUAGGGUCUUGGCAGUGGGUCUGUAGGUGACUGUGGAGUCCUAUUCUUGAUCCGCAUGUUCUUCCACAAUGAGGGCAUCCGUUUCCAGAUGCAAGGUGGUCCUGGUCAGGAUUGGCUUAACAUGCCUUCUUCUUGGCACAUUUCUCCCUUUCAUCCUCCAUUCAUGCCUCUUUGAAUUCCACAGCACUGCUGGUCAUAGCUGACCUCCAAUUAGAGCACUCGAGAGGCAGGGCUUCCCAGUUCUCGGUGUCUAUGCCAGUUUUUAAGGUUAGCUUUAAGCCUGUCUUUAAAUCUCUUUUCCUGUCCGUUCUUGAGUUAGGAAUAUAGUAACUGCUUUGGGAGAUGGUGAUUAGGCAUUAGGCCAGUCCAGCAGAGUUGAUGGUAUAGGAGGAUCGCUUCCAUGGUAGUUGUCUUUGCAAUAUCCUUUUAUACAUUCUAUUUAAUUAACUCCCUCUUGUCAUUCCAGGAUAACUCCAUAUAGACUAGAAAACCAUCCUUAACUAUUUGCUUUGUUUUAUAUAGCACUUCCUAUUUAUAUUGUUACCCUUCCAAAACCAAGCAGAAAUAUUAAAAGGGGUUUAUUGUAGAAAACCCUAUGACGGAUGGAUUAGGGUCCUCAUAAAUCAGAAAUGAUUUAUUUUCAGGAAUCCUGAUAAGAUAUGCUUAAGCCUGAAUUAAACCUCAAGGAACAAGGGCUUUGUUCCUUGGGGUUAAUUCUCCUCUUCUCAAAAUCCCUGGAGCAGAAACAAUGUUCUGUGUUCAAGUUCUUGCCCGGGUAGACCAUAGUUAUUUUUAGACACAUCAACAUGUAUAAAAGUUCAUAUUUUUGCUUGGAUAAAUCAGAUUUUUUAAAAGUACAGAACCAUAUAUUGUAGUCAGCCCUGUUGACUGGUGGAUUCUGAGAAAGUAGCAUUCCCAAGCUGUUUUUGUAUUCAUGCAAGCUGUUUGUAGUAGUAGUAGUAGUAGUAGUAGUAGUAGUAAUAAUAAUAAUAAUAAUAAUAAUAAUAAUAAUAAUAAUAAUAAUAACAAUAAUACAUUUUAUUUGUUACCCAUCUCUCCUAAUGGCUUGUAAUACUUACGGUGUGAAAAUAGUCUGAAUGUUUUUGAAAAGAACUUCAAUUUUAUGUAUUAUAAGAGAAUUACAUAUUGGGUUCACUGGAGGAAUGACUAGUAGGUAGUAGACUGAUUACACUAUGUAACACAAUUUUUGUUCCCAUGCUAUUUCCUAAUCGGUUCUAUCAUAAACACAUGGAAAAAGUUUAUUAAACUUUUACGGGAGGGACAUCCUGCAGCACAUUUUGCUAUAGUUUCAAAUUUUGUUACAUAGUAUUAUAUAUAAGCAGCCAGAUAUAAAUUGUACACAUACAUGUUUGUGUGUGACUGCGUAUAUGCAUGUGUGUGCGUGCAUAUAUAUACAGUAUACACACACAGACACACAAUCAUAUUUUAUUUCUGAGCUUCCAAGUCUGUGAUGUUUGCUUCAGUACCUUCUGUCUAGGUUAAUGUCAUUUUUCAGUUUAAUGAUUAUGUAUAUUCUAUGACUCAAUAAAGAAUUCCCAAUUGUAAAAUCA
Molecule: messenger RNA, 7029 nt
Organism: Anolis carolinensis (green anole)
Lineage: Eukaryota; Metazoa; Chordata; Lepidosauria; Squamata; Anolidae
Product: zinc finger protein 501-like
Exons: 6
Coding region: 167-2605 (812 amino acids)
Biological process (GO): regulation of transcription by RNA polymerase II
Cellular component (GO): transcription regulator complex; PcG protein complex; chromatin
Molecular function (GO): DNA-binding transcription factor activity, RNA polymerase II-specific; RNA polymerase II cis-regulatory region sequence-specific DNA binding
Source: RefSeq, a predicted model, not a curated record